UAAGAUACUGCGUAUUAUAUAAACUCCAGAAUAUAACUUGACUUUUUAUCUCUAGCGCGAAAUAAUUUAGUAGACACCAAAGAAGAUUAGUUGUGAGCAUUCUUCAACGUUCAAAUUGCAUGAGGUUUGGUAGUUUUCGUAAAAAUUGUAAAUUACACCGCGAGUUCAAAAGAGGCUACAGUUCAGUAGCUGUCUUCGACACGUAUUCUUCUCCUUUUCAAGAUGGAACAAUUGACGCCAAUCAAGUCUACAAAAUGGGACAGUCAUGAUUUUCUGACCAAUGGCCAUGCCAAGGACAUAUUGGAGGCAGUCAACAGACUCCGAAAAGAAAACAAACUUUGCGAUGUUAUUCUCCAAGUCGAAAACAAAGAAUUCCCAGCACAUAGAAUCGUGUUAUCKGCAUGCAGUGAUUAUUUCUGUGCAAUGUUUACCAGCGAUAUGGCAGAAAGUCAAAACCGUGUUGUAAAACUGAAGGGUUURACACCAGAAACUAUGGAUGUGUUGUUAGACUUUGUAUAUACGGAGACUGUUAAAGUUAGUGUUGAAAAUGUUCAGGCUUUGCUUCCUGCUGCUUGUCUGUUGCAACUUACAGGUGUCCAGAAAGCAUGCUGUGAAUUCCUUGAACAUCAACUUGACCCAUCAAACUGUCUUGGUAUCAANAACUUUGCUGAAACUCAUGGAUGCGAAGAGCUCAAAACAGCUGCAGAAUCUUUCAUACACAAACAUUUUACAGAGAUUGUCAAAAGUGAGGAGUUUAUGACUCUUGAUGCUGAAGAAGUGACAAACUUAAUACAAAGUGACAAUCUUACUGUCCCUACUGAGGAGACUGUUUUUGAAGCUGUUCUAAACUGGAUCAAACAUGAAGAAGACUUAAGGAUGGACAACUUGCCAGACAUGCUGGAAAAAGUGCGCUUACCUCUGCUAACCCCACGAUACUUAACAGAUUGUGUAGAUAAUGAGAAACUUAUAAAGCAGAGCCAUGAGUGUCGUGAYUUGGUUGAUGAAGCAAAGAAAUAUCACCUAAGACCAGAAUGCCGUCAUGCACUACAAUCACCUCGUACUAAGGCAAGACAUGGCAUGGCAGACGUCAUGUAUGUCCUUGGAGGGUUUGGAAAUAUGCAAUCACCUGUCGACGUGGUAGAGAAAUAUGACCCAAAAACUGGCCAAUGGUCAACAAUACAGCCAAUGGGAAGAAAGCGUCGUUAUCUAUGUUCAGUCUCUCUCGGUAAUAAACUAUUUGCGCUUGGUGGUUAUGACGCGUCAAGUCGAUUAAAUACGGUSGAAUGUUAUGACCCUAUUGUAUCACAGUGGAUUACAGUUACUCCUAUGUUACAGAAACGAGGUUUAGCUGGUGCAGCUACCUUAGAUGGCAAGAUUUAUGUAUCUGGAGGAUUCGAUGGCACAGUCCGUCAUACUAGUGUAGAAUGUUACGAUCCAAACAUUGACCGAUGGACGCUAGCAAGCAACAUGCUUUCGCCUCGAGAAGGAGCAGGAUUGACAAACAUGGACGGCAUCCUGUACUCUGUGGGUGGAUAUGAUGGUGAUAGUAUACUCAAUACAGUGGAACGGUAUGACCCUAGGACAGGGCGAUGGACGGCAGUCGCACCCAUGGGGACUCAAAGAUCAGGAGCGGGUGUGGCGAUAUUAGAUGGGCAACUAUAUGCAUUAGGAGGAUAUGAUGGCACCCAACAUUUAUCGACAGCAGAAUGCUACAGUCCGUGCACAGAUCAGUGGGUCUCAGCCGCUGACAUGCAGUCUAAGCGAUGCUAUGUUGGAGCUAUUUUAUUAAGUGGGAAACUUUAUGCAAUAGGAGGAUACGAUGGGAUGACAUUAUUGGACUCUGUCGAGUGUUACGAUGCCGCGGCCGAUGAAUGGACAAUCGUGUCRUCAAUGGGGACUAGUAGAUGUGAUAUGGGKGUCUCKGUWUUGACAGAGCACUAGAAAUCGUAUGAAUACAAUGUUGRAUGCAUGGUUUUGUUUUAUUCUAUCGAGUGYUACGAUGCAGMGACUGAUGAAUGGCSUGUCAUCAAURGGAACUUGUACAUCUGAUUGGRYGUGUUUUUGGCAGAGCACUGAACAUCUCARGACUAAAAUGUUAUAUUGCGUUGGGAUGGCUUU
Molecule: messenger RNA, 2118 nt
Organism: Exaiptasia diaphana
Lineage: Eukaryota; Metazoa; Cnidaria; Anthozoa; Actiniaria; Aiptasiidae
Product: kelch-like protein 12
Exons: 8
Coding region: 223-1941 (572 amino acids)
Molecular function (GO): protein binding
Source: RefSeq, a predicted model, not a curated record